Esox lucius (northern pike) is the source of this 6595-nucleotide messenger RNA. RefSeq names its product zinc finger C3H1 domain-containing protein. Gene Ontology annotation, molecular function: protein binding. The transcript has 35 exons. The record is from RefSeq and is a predicted model, not a curated record. Gene Ontology annotation, biological process: RNA processing. Bases 161 to 6574 code for a protein of 2137 amino acids. NCBI's taxonomy places the organism in Eukaryota, Metazoa, Chordata, Actinopteri, Esociformes, Esocidae. Gene Ontology annotation, cellular component: nucleus; exosome (RNase complex).
AGUGCUGAAGAGGAAGACCGCAGAAAGCAGAGCGUAGCAAUUUAGCAAACAAGCAGGCUAGUUCGCUGGCUAGCUUUAUAUUCGUUGAUAUUUACUAACAACCAAGUUGUAUGUGUUUACGUUCUUAUGUAACUACAGUCAAUCUCGAUUAGACUACAAGAUGGAUACAAAUUCAAGCAAUCGAUCUCCGAGCCCGAGAGAAGAAGGGGAGCUUGAAGACGGAGAGAUCUGCGAUGAUGACACGGACGAAAAGGUUCUUGUGCGGCAGGGUGUAAUGAGGCCUAGCGUUUCUAUCAAAACCAACUCAUCACGAAAUACUCGGAAAUCGAAACAAGCAGCACGAACUUUACCACCUCUCAUGGGUGGCCAGCCAACAGAUUUUCGACUUUUAAUGCCAUACAACCGCGGACCUCAUUCGCACAAUCCUUUUCCCCCAAACCACCACAGACAGCAGGGUGGACCUAGCGGACCCGACCGGCCGCCGACACUGGGGCCUCACUGUGAUCAGAGUCCACGUUCCAGCUUCUGGGAACGAAGUCACACAGCCCUGGGUCGAUUCCGGCAUCGGGGGAAACCAGAUGAUUGUCGCGGCGAUUGGGGAAGAGGAAGCUGGGGAGACGGUAGUGGGGGAGGGAGAGAGAUCGGUAGGCCUCUCCCAGGUCGCUAUGGGCCAGGGGAGAAUCACAGUAACAUGAAGGAAUCCCCUUCGAGAAACAAACAGAAGGUAAUGAUGGGGAGGAAUCAGUUGAGAAACAAACAGAUAUUGAACAACACUAGUGCUGCCAAAACUGAGAAUGGUGUUGAUGAGAGCUUUGAGGAUCUGCUCAGCAAGUACAAGCAGAUCCAGCUGGAGCUGGAAUGUAUUAGAAAACAAGAGAACAUGGUUCUGAAGCCCAAAGAACAAUCGCCGGCUCAGAAUGAGUCAGAGGUUACUGACAGUGUUCCCCAGACCGAACCUUUACCCGACACUCAUAGUAUUUACAUUGAAGCCUCUGAAGAGGAUCCGUCGAGCUCAGAGAAGACUGAGGAGAAAAGGGUCUUUCAGGCAUUCAACCUUAAACCUCUACGGCAGAAACUCCUCACUCCUGCAGAAAUUGACGCGCUCAAAACAAAAACAGAAAAGACUGGUUCAGAGAAGGAGGAGAGUGACACAGAGGGUGGAAAUGAAAGUGAGAAAUAUCAAAUUGAACCAGUUGCUUCCCUGACCGCUACUCCUAAAGGAAAGGAAGAAACAGCGGGAAAAGAUGGUUUGAAGAAAGUGACGCACAAGAAAGGGAAGGACACACAUGUUUGUUGCGUGUGCUGUAGCAGUGAAUCGGGAGACCCCAAUGACCAAGAACAGAAGAAGGACCUAGAGAAGGACCCACACGCUGGCUGUGUGUGCUGCAGUGAAUCAUCAGAGGAGUCUUCUCCAACCCCCGCCAAGGCUGUUUGUCCUCCUCCACGGCAGCUUAAAGGGAAGGGGACCAAUGAGGACGAGGAGCUGUCCGAGCUUCAGCUGCGUCUCCUGGCGCUGCAGUCCGCUAGCCAAAAGUGGCAGCAGAAAGAACAGCAGGUGAUGAAGGAGAGCAAGGAGAAGAUCACCAAGGCCAAGCCCUCCCAGGAUAAGACCUCCGGCUCCACCUUCUCCAGUGCCAACCCCCCAGAGAGGGGGAGAGUCACAACCAGGUCCGCCACCUCUGCAGCUUCUGAGAAGGCCAAAGCGCUAGCCAACAAGCCCCUGGACAAGGCCAAGGCUGGGGCUAAGCAUCCAGCAGAGAAGGGCAAAGCUCUGGUCAAGGGGUAUCCAGGGAGAAAGACGGUCAGCCCAGGCUCGGCUGCCAAGCAGGCUUUCAGAAAGCAGCAGCUGAGGACAUGGAAGCUGCAACAGGAGAGAGACCAGGAGGAGCAGCGGAGGCAGGAGGAGGAGGAACGCCGCCGGAGGGAGGAAGAGAUCCGCAAGAUCCGGGAUCUGUCCAAUCAGGACGAGCAGUACAACCGCUUCAUGAAGCUGGUAGGCGGGUCUAAGCCGCCGCAGCCAACCACACGUAGCAAGUCCAGGGACAGCGACCACACCAGAAAGUCUUCCGGCAAACAGGGAUUGGACACCUCAGGGAAUCUCUACCAGUACGACAACUAUGACGAGGUUGCCAUGGAUACUGAUAGUGAGACCAAUUCUCCAGUAUCAUCUCCAGUACAUGAUCCAUUUGAGGUCCCAGGAUGCUUCACUCACAUGCCCAUGCCUUACCAUGUUGACUCCCCUCCACAAUACAGAAUGGAUUUAGGACAGCCGCGUUUUCUGUCCGUCAUUCCGUCAGCCCCUCCGCCUCCUUUGCCCCCAAUGCCCCCAAUGCCCCCACCUCCGGAUGAGCUGGAGCCACCCCCUAAGCCGCCGUUCGCUGACGAGGAGGAGGAGGAAGAGAUGCUUCUCAGGGAGACCUGCCUCAUGUCCAUGGCCAACAAGAAGGUUUCACUGCCUGAGGAGAUGACCCAUGACAGUGGACCCCCCUCCCCACUGGGGGAUGUUGUCCAGCCCAUGCCCAGGAGCAACCUGGGUGUGGUUAGCCUCAACACAGCUCCCCAACCACGGAGCAACAAGUUCAGCCGAGGGCACCACCUCCCCCGGCCGCCUCUGAUGCUUCCGAGACACAAAGCGGUGGUGGUGCAGCUGAACGACUCGGAGGACAGUGAUUCUGACGUGGAGGCCUGUAGCAGCUCCGCUCAGACACCGUCUGUCUUCGGAGGCCUGGAGUUCAUGAUCAAGGAGGCCCGCAGGAUUGCCGAGGCAGCAAAACCCAAACCGACCUCAGGGUCUGAGAAGGAGAACCAUCCAGUCAGAACUCCAGAAGCUCUAUCUGAUGCAAAGAAGACUGAGUAUCGCCUGCUCAAAGAAGAAAUAGCCAGCCGGGAGAAGCAGAAGGUUCUGAAGGACUGCAGUCCUCGAGGGGUCCCCUCUCCGGCAGGCUCUGACCCCGAUGUGGACUCUGCCGGCAAGGCAGCAGCCGAAGUCGAGCUUUCUGAGACUGAGGCCAGGCUGACCAAACACCGAAACCUGCUUUUGAAGGAUGAAGCCAUCCUGGGGCAGCUGUUGCAACAGGCCCAGAAGAAGAGGGAGGCGUUGAAGGCGGCUGAGACCAAGGUGGCCAAGCUUAAGGAACAGCUCCUGGCCUCGGAGAAGAUAGUCAGCGCCAACAAGACGCUCCUCAACAGGCUCCAGGAACAGGUUCACCGUGUUCAGCACCGUGUCUCCGUGAAGAAGAGCCACAGUCUGAAGCUGGAGCGGGAGCUGCUCCAAGCCCAGGCAGCCGCUGGCAUGGGGCUGGGAGAUCAGAAACGACGUGCAGAUGUCGGCCAUGCUUCGCCUGCGAAGCGCCUGCGCGUUGAAUCGUCUGCUGUCCCCCGCGGCUCAGAGCGCCGCUUUGCUGACCUCCUGGCCCAGAAGAAGCAUCUGCAGCAGCUGGAGUCCGUGUACGCCCUCAAGAUCCAGAAACUCAAGGAGGCGCAGGCCCUCCGCAACCGAGGAGCCCUACCUGAACCCCCUCCGCCCCAGGCCUCCUCCACCCCUCUCCCCAGGGCUCGGCAGCCCGGCAGCCCCCCGACCAGCCCGUUCCCCCUGCCCCAGCCCUCCCUCCACGACCUCACCCAGGACAAACUCGCCCUGGUCAGUAGUGAGGAAGCCGGCGAGAUGGAGGACGUUGACCUGGAACCCGCGUCCUCAGCCCGCGGUGUUCGCAGGCGCUCCUUCAGAGAGACUGGUUCCUUUACCAAGCCCAAGCUGGAACCCGGUGGGACUGGGCUGGUUAAGGACAACGUGGCCAAGCCAGCGAGUAUUAAGGCCCCCGGCCCUGGGGAGCUGUUCCUGGGCCUGGAGGUGGAGGCCCUGCAGAAGAUGGACCAACAGCAGGCCGGGCUGGGAGAGCUGCUGCUGGGGGAACUAGGCACGCUACGGGGCGCCGUGGAGAAACCCGCUCCAGGAAAGGUAAUAGCGGUGGACAUGGACACAAUGUCUGCCCAGUCGAACCGGAACGAGUUAAAACCGGUCCCGUUCGGUCCAUACCGCAGCCCUCUGCUGGUCUUCAAGUCUUACCGGUUCAGUCCGUACUUCCGGACCAAGGAGAAGUUAUCCCUCAGUUCCGUGUCUUACAGCAACAUGGUCGCCCCCAAAAGGUCUUUCUGUCGCUUUGACCUCACUGGCACAUGCAAUGAUGAUGACUGCCGGUGGCAGCACAUGAGAAACUGCACUUUUAGUGGAAACCAGCUGUUCCAGGAUAUCCUGUCGUACAACCUGGUCCUGAUUGGCUGCUCUGAAAACAGUUCUAGUGAUGACAUUAGUGUUGCCACAGAAAAGUAUCUUAAAAAGCUAUUUGGGGCCAACAAGGAUCGCAUGGGAAUGGACCAGAAGGCUGUCUUACUUGUGAGCAAAGUGAACGAAAGCAAAAAACACGUCCCUCCCUUCACCACAUGUAAGGACCUCCGGAGGUGGAGGCCUCAGCCCGAUUGCCCGGGCAACCCCAACACGGGGGAUGACAGCGGGGACGAGCGGAAAGAGCCCAACACUGGUCCUGUGAAAUUUGAGCGACGUUCCAAGGCCAGCCUGUCCGCAGCCCUGGAUGUCUGUGUGGCCCCAGAGGACAAGCGCUACUUUGUCAGCGAGACGGAUGACAUCUCCAAUCUGGAGACCAGCGUUCUGGAGAGCCCCUGCAACGCGCAGCUCUGGAUCAAGCUCACCUUCAAAUACCUCAACCAGAAAGACACCUCACCGGCAGAGUGCCUGGACGCUGCGUUGAACACCUUGUCCCGGGCCCUGGAAGACAACCGGGACAACCCGGAGAUCUGGUGCCACUACCUGGCUCUGUUCUCCCGCCGCGGCGAGCGGGAGGAGGUGCAGGAGAUGUGUGAGAUGGCUGUGGAGCAUGCCCCCGACUACCAGGUCUGGUGGAGUUAUCUGACCUUGGAGAGCUCGUUUGAAGGGAAGGACUACGUCUGUGGCCGUCUGCUGCACUACCUCCUGGACUGUGCUGCUAGUUGGGGUGUCUCGGAGCGGCUGUCCUUUCAGCUGCUGGAGUCUGUGCUGUAUCGGGUCCAGCUCAGCGUGUUCACAGGCCGGCUCCAGAAUGCCCUUGCCGUACUGCAGAACGCCCUGAAGUCCGUCAGUGAACGGUGCAUUGCUGACCACCUGACUGUGAGUGACCGCUGUCUGCUCUGGCUGUCCUUCGUCCACCUGAUGGAGUUCGACCGCCUGCCAGCCAGCCUGUACGACCCAGCCAACUCCAACCCAUCACGGGUGGUCAGCACCAAGCCCUUUGUCCUGCCCUGGAGGUCUCCCCUCGAUGUCCGCACAGAGCCUGACACACUCAUCGCUGUGUUCGAAGAUGCAGUGCGUCAGUGCAGUGAUGAGAAUCUGCCCCCCGCUGAAGGGACCCUGGCUCGCCUGUCGCUACACACCAACCUCAUCACCUGUUACACACUGCUGGGAAGGUAUGAUGUAGGCGUAGAGCUGUGUCAGUCUCUGUUAGCCCUGUGCCCUCAGUCCUGUGCCCUGCUGGAUGCCCUGUCAGGCCUCUACGUGGGGAAGGGGGACUGUGAGCAGGCUGUGGGGGUCUGGCUACAGGCCCUCUCACAGUGUCCACACAACGCUGAGGUCUUCUAUCAAACCUGCAAGUUCCUCAUGGCUCAGGAGAAGCCCAGUUGCAUCGCUCCUCUGUUCCGCGGCUUCAUCCUGUCUUUCUGUGACAAUGACAGCAGUGACCAGCAGCCGGUUGAUGUGUUACGGUACAUCCUAAGUAUUCCAACAGGGGACAUCCUUCGAGGCCCAGUUAUCAAAAAGCAUCUUAAAGAGCAGCUGAGUCACCAGAUGCCUUACCUGAAUCUUGUUCACUGUCUUUGGCAGUGGGCGCAGGGUAACGCAGUUGAAGCGGAGGAUGCUUUCGAAAGAGCGCUGGGUUCUGUCAGGCAACUAGAUGUUCUUCACAAGCUCUGGAUGGAUUAUCUCCUCUUUACCAGCAGUAAGCUAGCUGGGAGCCCAUCCAGCAGCAAACAUCUCCGGAUGUUCUCUGACCUGGUCCACCGUUGCCUGGUGACUGUGCCCUCCAGGCUGGAGGUUCCAUUCAGUUCGGCCCAGUACUGGAGCUGCUUCAGCUUCCACAACAAGGUUGCGUCGCACUACCUGAGCUGCCUGCCCGUGUCCCGUCACGCCCACAUCCUGGAGAGACUAAGAUACGACAUGCCAACCAACGCUGAACUGGCCCUGAGGUUGCUGCAUCAAGAAUGGGAGGACGGAAAUAUAGAACAUCUGAAAUUCCAGGCCAGAAUGUUGACCAGUAGCAUUCCAAACUGUCUGGCCAACUGGAAAAUAGCGAUCGCUGUGGAGAGGCAACUCAAGGAGCGCUCCGAGGUCCGGCUUCUUUAUCAGCAAGCCCUGCAAAAGCUUCCGCUGGGUGCUGCCUUAUGGAAAGAUUGCCUGCUGUUUGAAGCUGCGGAGGGAGGUAAAACUGAUAAACUGAGGAAACUUGUUCACAAGUGUCAAGAGGUCGGAGUGAGUCUAAAUGAACCCCUAAAUUUAGGCUCGAGCAAAAUGGAAAGAGAGGAUCACUGAGAGAGAGAAAAAUACCACAAA